Messenger RNA from Aspergillus homomorphus CBS 101889, 2235 nucleotides. RefSeq lists its product as uncharacterized. The coding region runs from base 213 to 1997 and encodes 594 amino acids. Lineage: Eukaryota; Fungi; Ascomycota; Eurotiomycetes; Eurotiales; Aspergillaceae. The record is from RefSeq and is a predicted model, not a curated record. The transcript is spliced from 3 exons.
GAAGCCGUAUCAACUCCCCUCAACACCAGCACACAUCCCCCAUCGGACUUGCCUCGAUGCACCUAAGCCAGGUGUGGCGGCGGCCAGCGCUCCAGCCCAACACGGUGCUCCAGAGACCGUCUAUUCUCCGAGUAACUCAUGUGGUGCUGCCGCGUCAGGCCCGGUAAAAACCCACACAAACGACGGUGAUAGCCGCAAAGCUGCCGUGGAGGAUGUCUCGCAGGAGCAGUCGGAAGAGCAGGCGUCCUUCUCAAUGCAGCCUGCCAUUUCAGAGUCUAGACCGGUUGCAACGGAGCAGGAAGUUCCAGUUGCCAAGUGGUACAAGUUUGGACCUGCCUGAAGAAAGCAUGGGCGAGUCGACGCCGUUAAUUGGUGACAUUAUAUCUGCGAGUCUUUCUCGGUCACCUUCCAUGGGCGUCCUGGAGGACACUCUCGGCCCAGAAAGGGCACCUCACACGGAACGUGUCAAUAUUGACGAAAGGGCCGUUGGAGACUCUCAGAGCCAGGUAGCCACAACCGAUGCAGCUGGGGACACAGGAAGCAAGACACGUUGCCCGGAAAGCCUCGGAUAUGAGGGCCUUGGGGCUGAAGAGCCAAGCGCAGGCAGAGGUGGGAGAGGUAAUAGAGGCCCCGCCGAUGAUGAUAAGGGCGUUGCUGUCUCUGAUCCCGUUCAAUCCCGGCCAUCCACUGGACAAAGUUGCCGUGCCUGCUGUCAUCUGAGGGCCAAUAUUGGUGGGCUGGAACAAUUCACAUCCGUUUCCGAGAAAUCACCGACCCGUGAGCAAGGCCGCCAGGUCAAAGCGAUGGCCGGGAACGCUUCGUCCCGUGCAUCCUAUCAUUAUGAAGACUGGAACGAUAAUUGGGACAGCGAGAACGGUCAAGCUGUGGAUGGACUGAGUAAACAUCCAAUAUUGACAUCCAGACCCAUCCGCGACUCAAACGAACGUCAGACGACACGAUCAUCGUCCGAUAACACCACCAGGAAAGGGUCAGUUCCAUCCCAGAGGCGACCGGAUGGUAACUUCCGGCCCGCUUCUAGUGAAGCGCAGGAGGUGUUUGGCCGGGGAAUUUUACGCAUCCAACCCCAUGGCCCCCGGAAUGCAUAUAUCAUCACGUUUCUGCCAGAUGUCAUUGAGGCGGCGCCUAAAUCAUCGGCGUCCGAGCUCUGCGAAGAGCCGUCCAGCUCAACCGGUCGUGGACCGACGAAUCCGACAAAUACCUCAACGGUUGACAGCGUGCCAGGUGCACAAAAGCACAUUCCCAUUGACCCUCUCAUUCUCGCCGAUGAUGGGCCGUUGGAAUCAGGGGAUCUACAUCAGCCCUUCUCGUUGGGGGACGAUCCUAAGCUGUCAGAGGCGAUUUGUUCAUAUCCAGACCCGCCACCCCUUUUCUACAGUGCACUAGAUCAGCGAGACUCCAUCAGGCCGAGGCAAGGCGAAGAUACUCAGUCUACCAGCUCCCCUAACGACCGUCACAGCGUUGCGGUCGGCAAUCCUCCCUCCAGAGACUCUCCGAACUCCGCCCACGGUGGUAGACAGUCCAAAUCCCGCAAGCGAAAGCGGUGUCGACUCGAUGGACGACCACUCAAACGGGUUCUAGGGCCCCAUACGUCCGCCCCAGGGGGGAACCCGUUUGCGCCACUCUAUACCUACUUGCAGUCUCUGCCGCUUGACAAACGUUUGCAACUCCUCCCCUGGCUGUUGGACGACUCCCCGCCACAUUACAUGCCUACGCCCGAUCUACUGGCAACGGGGAACGGAGACGUGCGGCCAGCAAGUCGCCUGCCUCAACGGUCUGAGAGUUGUGAGCCCCAUGGCAGCUCCAGAAAGGGCAUGCCGUAUUCGCCUGAAGACCGGGAUCUCCUGUUGAAAUUAAGAAGAGACGAGAAACGGCCUUGGUCUGAGGUGAUAAGGUUGUUCUCGGACCAGUUUCCUGGCCGGAGCCGGGGAGCUAUUCAAGUUUUUUGGAGCACGACCCUCAAGGAGGGAGCGGUAUAACUAGAAAUGUCUUUUAACGCUCGAACUUCCUUGUUCUGCUUUCGAAUAUAUGUAGUGCUAUAUGUAGUUGCAGAACGACAGAGCCAUGUCCCUCCCUGGGUCGCGCAGAAUGUGGUUGGGAAUGACAUCAAGCAGGCCCAGAGGUUUUCCCGAGCUCCGAGCCGGGAAAGAACCCCACCUUGUAAGAGAACUUCCCACACCUCAAGAGGAACUUCUCCCUGUCCUAGAACGUCUCCUG